Messenger RNA from Nicotiana attenuata, 1335 nucleotides. RefSeq lists its product as uncharacterized. The coding region runs from base 1 to 1335 and encodes 444 amino acids. NCBI's taxonomy places the organism in Eukaryota, Viridiplantae, Streptophyta, Magnoliopsida, Solanales, Solanaceae. The transcript has 5 exons. The record is from RefSeq and is a predicted model, not a curated record.
AUGUUAAAAGAGGAGUUGUUACCUGAUGGUGCCGAUUUGCCAAAAUCGUAUUAUGAGGCAAAGAAGAUAAUUCAAGACCUUGGCCUUUCCUACAACAAGAUUGAUGCUUGUACUAAUGAUUGCAUGUUAUACUGGAAGGAGGAUGUUUUACUUGAUUCUUGCAAACCUAGGCUUCAGAGGUUGUUUAUGUCUACAAAGACAUCUACUUUAAUGACAUGGCAUAAAGAUAAAAGAGUUGAUGAUGGAAUAAUGAGGCACCCAGCUGAUUCAAUGGCGUGGAAGUCAUUUGAUGAACUUCAUCCUUCAUUUGCGUCAGAGCCUCGUAAUGUCCGACUUGGACUUGCUAGUGAUGGAUUUCAGCCAUUUCGGAAUUCAAAAACCUCAUAUAGGAUUUGGCCUGUGGUUCUUAUUCCUUAUAAUUUACCACCUUGGUUGUGUAUGAAACAAGAAAAUUUUAUUUUGUCAAUGCUUAUUCCUGGUCCAAAUAGUCCAGGAGAUGCAAUUGAUAUAUAUCUUCAACCUUUAAUAGAAGAAUUGAAGGAGUUGUGGGAAGUUGGCAUUGAGACCUUUGAUGCAUCAUCUAAACAGAAUUUUAAGUUGCAUGCUUCUUUGUUAUGGACCAUCAAUGACUUUCCAGCCUAUGAAAAUUUAUCUGGAUGGAGUACAAAAGGAAACCACAAAUGGAGGAAUGACAAGGAUUCAUUUGAUGGUACAAAAGAGAAAAGGCUCCCACCAAAAAUGCAGUCUGGUAUUGAGAUACUUAAUCAAGUGCAAGAUCUUGAAGGGAUACAGAUUGAUGACUUGAAACAAAUUGAAGCGCAAAUUCCCAUAAUGCUUUGCAAGUUAGAAAAGGUCUUCCCUCCUUCAUUUUUCGAUGUCAUGGUGCACUUGCCUAUUCAUUUAGCUAGUGAAGCUAAGAUUGCUGGACCUAUUCAUUAUCGGUGCAUGUAUCCUGUGGAACGGUGGUUAUAUUUUUUGAAAUCUCUGAUUGGUAAUAGGACAAGUCCAGAAGGCUCUAUUGCAGAGGGCUACAUUGCAAAUGAAUGUAUGACCUUAUGUUCACGGUAUCUGCAUACGAUUGACACAAAAUUCAAUCGACCUGAACGAAAUUAUGAAGGGGGUUUGAAAAAAUCUAACGGAGGUUUAUCUAUGUUCUAUCAACCUGGAAGUACUAUGGGAGCUAAAGAACAAUGCAAUCUUGAAGAAAAUGAAUUGGAACAAGCACAUAUAUACAUACUGAAGAAUUGCGAUGAAGUCAUACCAUAUCUCGAAGGGUUUGCACAAACACAUGUGGAUACUGUGCAACACUUGUCUGAUGCAGAAUGGAACCGAUAA